Molecule: messenger RNA, 2511 nt
Organism: Nomascus leucogenys (northern white-cheeked gibbon)
Lineage: Eukaryota; Metazoa; Chordata; Mammalia; Primates; Hylobatidae
Gene: ST3GAL5
Product: ST3 beta-galactoside alpha-2,3-sialyltransferase 5
Exons: 7
Coding region: 646-1518 (290 amino acids)
Molecular function (GO): lactosylceramide alpha-2,3-sialyltransferase activity
Source: RefSeq, a predicted model, not a curated record
AGCUGAAUGGGCGCGAGCGCGGCGCUGAGGGCGGGUGGGGGCGCGGGGUACCGGGCUGGCGGCCUGCCGGCGCCCCCUCAUUAGUAUGCGGACGAAGGCGGCGGGCUGCGCGGAGCGGCGUCCCCUGCAGCCGCCGACCGAGGCAGCGGCGGCACCUGCCGGCCGAGCAAUGCCAAGUGAGUACACCUAUGUGAAACUGACAAGUGAUUGCUCGAGGCCUUCCCUGCAAUGGUACACCCGAGCUCAAAGCAAGAUGAGAAGGCCCAGCUUGUUAUUAAAAGACAUCCUCAAAUGUACAUUGCUUGUGUUUGGAGUGUGGAUCCUUUAUAUCCUCAAGUUAAAUUAUACUACUGAAGAAUGUGACAUGAAAAAAAUGCAUUAUGUGGACCCUGACCGUGUAAAGGUUGUUUCUUCAAGUUUCUGAGCCAAACUUAACUCUAAAAAGCAAAUAUUCUGUGUUAAAAGACACUAAUCAACACAGGAGCUACAUCAGACAUCAUAGGACAAAUUGUCAUCUAGAAGAGUAUAUUUUUAAUGCAGGAGAGUUUUUAAAACCCAGAUGGUGUGAUUUCAUUCCAGAGAGCUCAGAAAUAUGCUCAGCAAGUCUUGCAGAAGGAAUGUCGUCCCAAGUUUGCCGAGACAUCAAUGGCGCUGUUAUUUGAGCACAGGUAUAGCGUGGACUUACUCCCUUUUGUGCAGAAGGCCCCCAAAGACAGUGAAGCUGAGUCUAAGUACAAUCCUCCUUUUGGGUUCCGGAAGUUCUCCAGCAAAGUCCAGACCCUCUUGGAACUCUUGCCGGAGCACGACCUCCCUGAACACUUGAAAGCCAAGACCUGUCGGCGCUGUGUGGUUAUUGGAAGCGGAGGAAUACUGCACGGAUUAGAACUGGGCCACACCCUGAACCAGUUCGACAUUGUGAUAAGGUUAAACAGUGCACCAGUUGAGGGAUAUUCAGAACAUGUUGGAAAUAAAACUACUAUAAGGAUGACUUAUCCAGAGGGUGCACCACUGUCUGACCUUGAAUAUUAUUCCAAUGACUUGUUUGUUGCUGUUUUAUUUAAGAGUGUUGAUUUCAACUGGCUUCAAGCUAUGGUAAAAAAUGAAACCCUGCCGUUCUGGGUACGACUCUUCUUUUGGAAGCAGGUGGCAGAAAAAAUCCCACUGCAGCCAAAACAUUUCAGGAUUUUGAAUCCAGUUAUCAUCAAAGAGACUGCCUUUGACAUCCUUCAGUACUCAGAGCCUCAGUCAAGGUUCUGGGGCCGAGAUAAGAACGUCCCCACAAUCGGUGUCAUUGCCGUUGUCUUAGCCACACAUCUGUGCGAUGAAGUCAGUUUGGCGGGUUUUGGAUAUGACCUCAAUCAACCCAGAACACCUUUGCACUACUUCGACAAUCAGUGCAUGGCUGCUAUGAACUUUCAGACCAUGCAUAAUGUGACAACGGAAACCAAGUUCCUCUUAAAGCUGGUCAAAGAGGGAGUGGUGAAAGAUCUCAGCGGAGGCAUUCAUUGUGAAUUUUGAACACAGAAAACCUCAGUUGAAAAUGCAACUCUAACUCUGAGGGCUGUUUUUGACAGCCUUCUUGAUGUAUUUCUCCAUCCUGCAAAUACUUUGAAGUGCAGCUGGUGUUUUUAACUUUUAAUUUAAAAACACACAAAAAAUUUUAGCUCUUCCCACUUUUUUUUCCUAUUUAUUUGAGGUCAGUGUUUGUUUUUGCACACCAUUUUAUAAAUGCAACUUAAGAAUUGAAUUGGAAAGACUUCUCAAAGAGAAUUGUAUGUAAUGAUGUUGUAUUGAUUUUUAAGAAAGUAAUUUAGUUUGUAAAACUUCUGUUCGUUUACACUGCACAUUGAAUACAGGUAACUAAUUGGAAGGAGAGGGGAGGUCACUCUUUUGAUGGUGGCCCUGAGCCUCAUUCUGGUUCCCUGCUGCGCUGCUUGGUGUGACCCACGGAGGAUCCACUUCCAGGAUGACGUGCUCCGUAGCUAUGCUGCUGCUACAGGGUCUGUGACGCAGCGGCGUGAGGCCUGGACUGGUCGGAGAAGGUCACAGCCCUUCUCUGUUGGUCUGCCUUCUGCCGAAAGACUCGAGAACCAACCAGGGAAGCUGUCCUGGAGGUCCCUGGUCGGGGAGGGACAUAGAAUCUGUGUCCUCUGACAACUGUGAAGCCACCCUGGGCUGCAGAAACCACAGUCUUCCCAGCAAUUACAACAAUUAUUGAAUUCCUUGGGGAUUUUUUACUGCCCUUUCAAAGCACUUAAGUGUUAGAUCUAAUGUGUUCCAGUGUCUGAGGUGACUUAAAAAAAUAAGAACAAAACUUCUAUUAUCCAGAGUCAUGGGAGAGUACACCCUUUCCAGGAAUAAUGUUUUGGGAAACACUGAAAUGAAAUCUUCCCAGUAUUGUAAGUUGUGUAUUUAAAAAAAAAGAAGCUUUUCUGAAUGCCUACCUGGCGGUGUAUACCAGGCAGUGUGCCAGUUCAAAAAGAUGAAAAAGAAUAAAAACUUUUGAGGAGC